CGCUUCUGGAAGUCUUUUCAAACAAACGAUAUGGUGCUCCAGUGUUCAAAUCGCUUAUCAUAUCGCUUAAUAAGAGCAUCUCACUCUACUGGUCCUUCAGCAAUUUCCGGAAACACUGCAUCCGGUGGCUAUAAAACAUGGAAGAAGAUGACAUUUUUCCUAGCAUUCCCAGCGAUUGGGCUGUGCUUCCUGAACGUGUACCUAGAGCACCGGGAAGCCAGGGGCCAUCAUACGCGCCCACCCUUUGUCCCGUACGAGCAUCUUCGCAUACGCAACAAGCGCUUUCCGUGGGGCGAUGGCACCAAGACGUUCUUUCACAAUCCCAAGGUGAACGACCUACCAGAUGGGUACGAGCAGUAAAGGCUUAUGCCCUUUUUUGGGUGCCAUGAAACGGUUAAGAAUUUGAAAUA
This is a messenger RNA of Anopheles aquasalis, 410 nucleotides long. RefSeq names its product cytochrome c oxidase subunit 6A2, mitochondrial-like. Gene Ontology annotation, molecular function: enzyme regulator activity. NCBI's taxonomy places the organism in Eukaryota, Metazoa, Arthropoda, Insecta, Diptera, Culicidae. Gene Ontology annotation, biological process: mitochondrial electron transport, cytochrome c to oxygen. The record is from RefSeq and is a predicted model, not a curated record. Gene Ontology annotation, cellular component: mitochondrial inner membrane; respiratory chain complex IV.